AUGAAGUUCGCUACUGUUUUCGCCCUUCUGACGUUGACGACUGCCGUCACCGCUAAGCACUACUGCUUCGGCGAAUGCGUCAAGUGCUACUGCGGCGACAUCAAAUACGACGACCACACGUGCUCCCUAUGCAGCUGCAACCAUAACGCCUACAAGUCGCCCAACGCCUCAAACCCCCAGGGCAACUGCGAUCAGCCGGGUGGCUUCCAUCUCGGCUGCGGUUCAAACUUUAUGGGGAAGUGUCUCUAG
Molecule: messenger RNA, 249 nt
Organism: Colletotrichum higginsianum IMI 349063
Lineage: Eukaryota; Fungi; Ascomycota; Sordariomycetes; Glomerellales; Glomerellaceae
Exons: 1
Coding region: 1-249 (82 amino acids)
Source: RefSeq, a predicted model, not a curated record